GACCGAUUCCACCAUAUCGCUUCCUAGAGCGCAUUUUCCUUGAGUAUGCCAUCCGCAAACCACACAUGGCCUCUUGGAAAUUGAUUGGCGUGGUUCCGGAUUCCGAGGAUGAAGAUGACCUGGAUCUCGAGACCCAAAACAAUGCGAGCGAUGCCAAUGUGCACGAGAACGAGCCAAACGACAACCUUGACUUUGGUGAAAAUGGAGAGGGAGGAGUAGUAGCUGGGAUAAACGGGACACAACUGGACCUCGACGAAGUACCUGCGAAUGCGAAUGAACCUAAUGAGUAUGAUAACCAUGAAGAGAAGAAAGAGAAGGGGAGGGAGGAAACUCGUGGGAUAUAUGAGAAUUCUAACGACGACAAUACAUGCACACGCCCGUUGAUUCCGAGUGGCAACUGCGAGAUCGGUGGGGAGGAUGGAGGGGGAUUGUCGGAGGACGAACUUGCAAUCACUCCAAAACUUCAACCAGCCAGGAAACAACCUGCUGCUCUCGAUAAUGGAGGGGCUCCUGCGUCUUCUCCCUCCCAGCCUAUGAUUUUCAGGGUUCCAUCACUGGAAGACGAUAAAAUCCCUCUGCCAGUUGGAUUUCAAACUAUGUCGCAAUUGUCAGGGGACAUUCCUGGAAAGAACACUCCUGCCGAGGACGAGAUUUCAACAAGCUAUGUACGGAUUUCGACUCCUCAUAGUAGCCCUCUCUCCUCUCCGCCAGGUAGUCAAGGCUCCAAGUCUAGAACAGAAGAUACUCAGAGGUCAUUAAUGUCCAUUGACCUUCAGAAUGGUUCGGAAUCUUUGUCAGAUCGUGCCGCCAGGCAAGCCGCUAUGGAAGAACUGGUAAACUCAAGACGUUCAUUUCGACAAAGAAACCCUAUUCAACUUCAUCCUUAUAUGCUUGAGCAAGAGAAAUAUCGUCAAACAUUGAAAGAUCGUGGUGUGAGACCCAUGCGAAUUACUCAAACCCAGGAAGAGAAAGAAUCCAACUCACGGGAUAGUUCCUCUCCAGCACCCGAAUCACAGAAUAUGGAAGUCGAUGCUGGCGCCAGCGAGCCAAUGGAUUUUGACUGGGAUCCUCCUUCAUCACCCCCCGAGAGGGUCAUCCCAGAAAAGCCAAACCGUGCAGUAAGGGAAGCAAGCCAUCUUCCGACAGAUAGCACCGUGGAUGACGGUUCUAUUGCAACCGAUGAUGAGUUUCCCGACGUCAAUGAGCUCCUCCUCAAAUCAAAGGCCACCCUCAACACCAUAGAAUGCAGACGUCGUUUAAAAAAGUAUUCGGUAAAGCAUAGGACGAAAUCAAACCUCGUCAGACCAACGCACGCCUAUCAUAAUGACAGUAGUAUUUUUGACAUACCCGUUUCUCCGCCAGUGACUAGCCCACUUCUUGGUAAUAACUCCCGAAACGCCAUAUCUCGGUCCAUGUCACUAUCAUCGGCCAAGGAAGUUGCGCCAAAUUCGUCCGGAUUAGAGCACCAUUUCCGAGUCCCAGCUGGUAUACAAACUCCCGUAACAAGUGCAAUCAAGCCACCCUCAAAAAGCAUACCGGUCUCUUUGGAUUUGGAUGAAGAUGAUCCGUUUGCUAGUGAUCAUGACACCUCUUCCACCGCUGAGUCUUCCUCAGAAGAAUCCAUUGAAAUGAUUCGAAAGGUUAGCAAGAAGAUACGUGGCGUACUUCCAGCAUCACAUCUCAGAUUAAAUCAUGAUUCGAAAAGACCAGAGAUUUCUAGCGCGAUACAGCGGCACAAUAUUGACGCAGCGUCAACUACACCACAAAUGAGACGGGGGGUUGCAAUACCAAGAGCUUCGGCAAUAACUACUCGAAGAAAUUCAGAAAGCCUCGAGAUAACGGUUUUGUCCGAUGAUUCAGAUGGCGAAAGCGAUACUUACUUGGGAGGGUUUGUUGCGGAGGAUGAUGCGCCCACAGCACUUGAUAUGCUAUUCAAUGACCGGCAAGGUUUCGCCGAAGAGGAAAACUCCAUCGAUCGCAUGUUGCCUACGAAAAGGCGAAAGGCCAGAUCCUUAAGCGGCCAGCUUCGAAAAAAGAGACGCACCGGUCUGGAGACCUUAUCGAGAAUAGGUAUGGAUCAAAAUACACGACAACCUAAAAUCACUGAGCACCUGGGUGGAGUGCCACAGUGGCAGAGGAAGCAAGGGAAAUCAAAGUCAUUAAGUGUUUUUGGUACAAAGUCUAAAAGUCAAUCUAAGCGCACAAGAACUGUGGCACCUAGAUUGAGUAUUUUGGAUGCUGUCGAUUACAAUGCUACCAACAAGCAACCUCCUCAGUUCUUACGAAUUGCUGCCCGCACCGCAAGAUCUAGGAAGGGGCAAGGGAGGCACAGCCCGACCAAAAAGUUCAUCAAGAUGUCUAAUCGAGAUGACACCCUGGAAGCGCAAAAGGUUCUGCAAGAUUGGCGUAAUGGGAGAAUUCAACCAAAACACAGAGAGCACCAGAGGUCAAAUUCGAACGAUCUGGCUAGACGGGCUUUACAUUCUAUCGUGGUUAACAAGCAAACAAAAUUGCCCCCUCCGACCAAAAAGAUUAACCAAGGCACGCCGACAACAUCUGCACGAGGUUCACAAGCACCUCGCCGUCUAUUCGUUACCAAACCUAGACAAACGUCUUUCGGUGGAUUUGUUACUCCUGGAGAACCUGUGCCAAUCUCCGGAAAUCCCCAGGCCCAACCGAAUAGUCCCAAAAAGGCACGAUUACAUCAAAGCCGACCACGCUCCAAUAUAUCCAAUAUUAGACCGGCGCAGCUAGAGUCAUCUGAUGCAGAACGACAUACUCAGGACUCUGGAUCAUUCUUCAAGACGUCAAAACGAUCUCUGGAUGUCAUUUUCAGGGAUCUACGAAGACGCCAUGGAGCUCAAGCGAACCCCCAGCUAGGUAGAUAUUUGGCCAAUGAGUCCAUUCGACCUACCAUAGAAACAAACGGCAAGGGCUCGCCUACGAUUCUUACGGAGAAGGCACCGUUGCCUGUUUCUCGGCGCAAAAAGAACCAGCCAACGCGUGUCGAUGUUAACGCUGCAAAGUAUCGUCAGCCAAGCGAGCCGAUUAUUCUAGAACGCUUUCCAAAGCAGAUUAUGACAGACAAAAAUGACAAGCUACAAGGCCUAGGAAAGUUUGGAACAAGAUAUCCGAUUCAUUUCGACAUUCUUCCCCUGAAUACUGCCGUUUAUUUUCACGAAAGCAGUUUCAUUGGGAGUGGUCGUCUAUCCGAAGUCAUUAACGGAGUAAGAAUACCGAAUUGCACCGAUGGUGUUAGGAACUCUUUCAUUCUCGAUGGCAAAACCUUCCGAUGGGACCAAUGGAACGAGAAUGUUUCGUCUGAAAUCGGGGUUUGCUUCGAUUGGAUGAUCGAACAAGCGUGUAGUCUACAGCCUUCGUUGUCAAAUGUAGAUCCAGUUUCGGUGAUCACUUUCAUCAGUGGGUACAUACAACAUCAUGUGGUAUUUCGAUUACCCCAUGAUCAAGUCAAUUUCUUGUCUAGGAUGUCUGAGAUUUUUGCUGAUAUCUCGUCGCGCCUCGAUGGUAUUGAUGCGAAGACCGCAUGUGAACAAUGGAUAGAAAUUUCCAAUCGAUGCACGGUCGUCGUUUACCAGUUACUUCAGAUGGCACGAAAAAUGCCUGAGGGUGAAACCUUGAGUUAUGAUUUCGAAGAUUUAUUGAAGCGUAUAGCGAGAACGGCCGUACGUCUUCUAAUAGCUGAUGGGUUGGAUAAUAUCAGGCGAUUGUAUGAUGAUUUGCAAUAUUUGUCGUUCCGAGAAAUGGGUCUCAAAAACAAACAAUUUGCCAUCCAGGGUUGGGUGGUAUUGAUAAAGGUUCUUGAUUCUUCUCGAAUAUCUCGAGGAACAUUUUGGGAUAUUGUCAACCUAGAGUUAAGCGAGCCCGGCAUACAUGAAGCCUCAGAUGUACCAACAUUCGAGAACUGGUGGUAUUCAAUGUUUACUCUUCUCCCGCUGUUCGGAUUUGACGAACUUGGAAUCGUCAAAGCUGACCUUCGUAAGCACAGUUCUGAUAAUUGGUCAUUGCUUCAAAAAUUACUGAAGCGAAUUUUCGAGCUCUACAAGUUAAACUCCCAUCAACCACCGGGCUUCAACGACUAUUGCAGGGCCAACUUAGCCCGGUGUCAUUAUUUGAUGGUCGAGUGGGGAUGGUGGAAAUGCAGUGGACUGAUUGGAACCGUUUUCGACUUCUUUGCUGACCAGAAGUUAGCUAACCUACGCAACGAAGAAGUGUAUGAUUCGCCCAGAUUUCUGAGACAGCUUGAUGCAGAGCCCUCAUUGGAUCUCCAAACAGAAGACCUUUGCUUUCAUAUACUUCUCAAGAUAGUUGGUUUCGCGUUAAAGAGAAUGGGCCAAUUAGGAGACGUGAAAAGUGUGCGCAACUUGGUUACUCGCCUGCUACCAAACCACAAUCGAGAGUUUCCGAAAGAAGAGUCGAUUCAUCAUCGGGAACUGGCCUCGUUGCGAAACCACCAUGAUCUCCUUUGCACUCUGUACUGGGCAGCACCAACUCAGCAGCGGCCAUCGCCUGUCCUCAUUCGGGACCUCGUUGUCGCGGACAGAUCCCAUAAAGAGGCUUGUCUCAUUAAUCUUCGAGCUUGGGGUAAUCUAACUAGAGUGGUUGUCUCUGAACCCGUUAACAUUCCUGCCUACCAGCCAUUCAUAAAGUGGCAAAAUGCUCUGUGUACUGCCCUCGCAAAGCAGUACUUGGGCACAGAGGUAGAGAUAAGAACUCAGGCUGAAUCGGCUUCAGAGGCGGAGAAAGCAACAAUGAUAAUUGCUAUCAACAAGAAAAGCACCAUGGAAACCUUACGCGUGAUCGUCAAAGUUAUGGGCCACACUGUGAACGCGGCAAAAUCAGCGCAAAUGGCUACUCUCGCCUUCAAUCCCGGUAUGAGCCCUACUCUCAACUUACCAAGUCUUCCUAACAAAAAACAGCUGUUCUGUGUGCACUCUGCUCACAGGAAAUAUGUGAGGAUAAUGUCUUUCCCGAAGGCCUCAUUAGUGACUCCGUCGCUGUUAUUUGUCAAUAUUUGGCCCAGAUAGAUAAUCUUGAGCCCAUCGUUCCACCUGUAGAUCGAAGUGGUAUUGAUGGGGAGGGCGAAAGCCAAGAAAGUGAUAUGAUGAGUUUCAUCCUUGGUCGGUGGGAAAUGAUACACGUAAUUUUCUGUAUUUCACUCGGUCAAACUUUGAAGCUAACCUUUUACUAGCGUCUCCAACCUGAGAUUGUCCCAUGGCUACGUACCAUCAUCACAAAAGGCCUUCAGGAGAGCUCAAAAAUGUCCUCUCAACUUUUGUCCAAUGCUAUUAUUUGCUGGGCCCGUUUGAUUACUAAAAUGACGGAAGGUAUUAUGGUGAGUCGACCUAUCUACAUGAGACCUUUUAGUAUAUUGACAUAGGUUUAGAGGAUGAAAGAAUUUGUCACUACCGGCGCAAGUUCCAUAUUCCAAUAUCGCCACAGCUCAAGAAAGGCAAUGGCUUAUUGGCCCGUUCUUAUAGGGGAGCUAGUUGAGCACAAGCAUUUGGAUGAACUCAGUGUAGGUUGUGUCUGUGCUAAUUAUAUUACUAUAGCUGACAGCUGUUUAGAUGCCUGGGUUCGAUAUCGGAGCGCAGUGGCUGUUGUCUAUUACCAUGCCCAGUUCAAUAAUUGCGUUAUCCUUCGGUGCAGUUGAUAUGCUCACUGCCAGACUACGAUCCAAAGGGCAUUACUUGCUGACAGGAAAUCCGAGCUUUGCUUCCGGUUCAAUUGCAGGUACAUUAAGCGCUGGAAGCAGAAUGCCUGACAAUCAUACCCUAUUCAAAAGUAAGUAUAAUCAACCCAAUAAAGAAGUUUCGCGCUAACACUGAUAGGUGCUGUUGAUAUCAUGCGCACAACUUUACUGAAGCAAAGCAACGUCGACUUGAUAUUUGACAAUGUCUCUUUGAAAGAAGCCCACACAAAGUUUGCUUCGAUAUUGAAGCAGGUCAUGGAGUCGAUGAAAACUCAAUUGGAGUCCAUGACUUCCGGCUCUAAAGAGCAUUCGGAAUAUCUUGAAUUCGUUCAGCGUAUUGCCUCUAUUAUUCGAUCAUAUGCUAGCGACAUUCAGCCCCUCAUGGACUUCUUCAUGCAAUCCUCGAUACACUAUUGGCCAGAGGACACUGAUCCAAACAUUUACGCUGCUGGAGUCGUUUCAUACUCGCUCCGUUUGGCCAAAAACCCAAGCAUAACCUCGCCCCAACUCCUCCAUUAUCUAUAUAAUGGUUGGAGAAAGGAUAUUGUUCAAGGACGCAUCAAGCAGCAUAUGAAUCAUGUUAAAAACGGAAUGAAGCACUGGGAAUUCACCGAGUUCAUGCUUCUUGAAUCUAUACCGGCAGCUCUGCAUGUAGGGUUUCGAUGGGCUGGAGGGUGGGCUGUUUGCGCAACCUACCUACCACUGCUGUCCAAUCAGCUCGUCAAUAUCCUGCAAGAAGAGAGUGAAAAUGCGCACGUGGCAUCGGAACACUUAAUCAAUCUACUGAAUGACAUUAUCAACGAGCUUUCUGUAUUGCAGAGAAGAGUUGUUGACGAAAGUAUUACACUGGCAAAUCAUCUUUAUAUCGCGCAUACUGUCUUCCAGUUCUGGUUCUCCAUUGCGCUUCCCAUCAAAGUAUUCACAUCCUCACUGCCGGAUGCUAGCAAAUCUGUGGAUGAUAUCGAGAGCUCCAUGAUGAAGAUACUCUCACGGGCAUGCCGUAUCCAAGAUUGCGAGCCUAUCGAGAUCCUAGAAAUCCCAGUCGCGAGACAAACAAUGCGAGGAGCGCAGUUUGACAGAUUUGUCUCUGUUUUGACUCAGGACCUGAGUGAGCAUUGGGAGGUUGCAAAUAAUGGAUACGAGGUAGAAAUUGGCAGUAUUCGAGCUAGGGAAGCCUCCAAGACUCGCGUGGAUCUGCGAUAUUUACUUGGGGAGUGUUUGACGUUGAAGCAGUUAUUGGGGAGAUCGCUUAUGGUAAUGCCGUUCUUGAGAGAUGUUCCUGGUCUUGAAGUCCCAGUGGAGAAAAUGAACGGUCCUAUGGUUGGAGAUAUGUACUUUUAGUUUUGGAGAGAGGGUAUUGCGUGUAAUUCUGGAUGAACUCUGUGUGCGCAAUGAUACCUGGGUAUAGUUGUCUUGCAUUGGCUUAGCAUUAUGUUUGGAGUAAAGGAAGAGUGGGGUAAUUGAAGUCUGCUUUAUGUGUAAUGUCUAUGAUGUUACUUUGCCAAUGUCCAAGCAGAAUCUCAAAUGAUUUCAAAUUCACCCUAGAAACGCAAAAGCCGACACCUACCUACCUGAGUACGGAUACGGAGCUAAUCUCCGAGUCACGUGCUGAUAUGGGCAGGCGGGCGUUGGUUGGUAGUAACAUAAAAAACCUGGAAAUGCUGAGUGAGGUAAAUAUCACCAACAUAGGUGUUUUUACAGUCGCUCUUCUUGGGCGCAAACUCUUGCUGGAUGCAAACAACAGCUCUGCGCGUCAUCCGGACGUCAAAUCGGCUGGUUUUGAGGCGUCCGUGUCGAAUAGUUGCAGGUAUCCGGAAUCGACACCCCCAUCAACCUCUCCUUUCCUCUCGAGCUUUCCACCCUUCCCCAACGUCUCUUCGAGCACCAGAAGAUCCAGCUGUUUCAGCAGCCUCCGAUAGCGCGAAAUCACGGCCCGAGGUCGCAGAAAUAACGCCCGAGGACGCAGUUGUUGAGGGUGAUGGAACCAACGUCGAAACAGAUACAGCUAAGACGGUAGAUGACGCCGAGGUUGAAGACUCGAAUCCACAAGUAAAAUCAAGGAAUGGCAGAACUGGGACGGUUAGAAGAGGUCGCUCAAAAGUGCAGGAGGGACUGCCGCCCGUGGUUUUACCCGAUUGGUUUUGGGAAAAGAACGUGAGGUGUGUAGGAGAGCCUCCUUUGCGUGGACCGCUCGCCGUUUAUGGGAUGGCUUCUGCCAGUGCUAGCGAAUUGAGAGAUAUUCUGGAGAACUCCGAGAAAACAGGGAAGGAAAAUGCAGGAGGGAAGGAUAUUCAAACGGAUUCGACGUCGAGUACAGAGCCAGAAACUGCUAGCCAGGGAGCAAAGGUGAAGGAAGACACAACGGACCUCUCAUCUCGGUUCAAAGACCAAUUCGAUGAUAUACUCAUGUGCGAUUUGGUACCUACAAAGGAUGCCAGAUAUACGAUGCAUGUAGACGUAUACAGGGAGAUAUUUGCAACUCUGAAGACAGGUCUGAGGUUACGUCCGCCGAAAAACCCAGCAAUUCCUUCCAUAAACAAGCCUGUUACUCUCUUGCAAUGUCCCAAAGAUGGGGGGUCCUAUUAUUUAGAUUCUGCAGUCGAAACAAUUGCGGCCAAACUCAACGCGGAUCUGAUAUCUUUGGAUGUUCAUGACAUUUCCCAAAUCGUGGGUUCUCAUUUCGAAGACAAUCCAGCUUGGUCACAAUCAGCCCACGCGAUGUUAGCAUAUGAAACUCAUAAAUACGCCGGAAAGUUGGAGGAGCUCGAGCAAGAUAUCGCCGAGACUCCAGAAGAGGACGAGGAAGACCCAAAACCAGUGCCGGUAAAGACUUUAACUAAAAGAGUCUCUAACUUCCUCAGCAGAAUGAAGCUCCCCUUUGACCGCCCGACGAGAAUCCCUGGAUUUUCGCUCCUUCUAGAACCACCACAAAAUUCCCAACUGACUGAGAGCGAUCAAUGGGGCGGACUGAAACUGUCAACCAUAUUUAACACCUUGGUGAGUUUACUUUCGGGAAAUGGUCUCAUGUCUACUUUCAAAGUUUGCUUCUCUUAUGGAUUUGCUCAUAACUCGCCUCUUUUCGAGAACCCUUGCUGACUUCAAAAUCUGCCCAGAUUGAUGCUCCCUCCAGCAAGCGGGCAUCAGCAGAGUCAGGUAGCGUAAGUGACUCAAAAUCUUCAUCGGGUACAAUAAUACUUGUGAGGGAUUAUAAAUCACUUAGCGCCACACCUCGCGGAUCUGAAUUGCUUGCCAGACUUCGCACAGCUAUCCAUACGCGUUGGAAAGAGGGUCAUGACAUCGUGUGUGUCGGUACAAAUUCAACAUGUGAAACAUCCAUGGAGGAGAAUGGACCAGCUCUCUCGAAGGUUGACAUCCAGAAGUUACAAUCUGAUAUUGUGGAGGGCGAAAAGCGAACAAUAUUUGUACCACCUGAUAGAAGAGACCAGCAAGAUGAAAUCUUUGAGUUGGAUGAGAAGGCUAGAAUCCGAAAUAUCAAUGUUCGACAUAUUGAGAACAUGAUUGAGAGUUUACUGGAGGGCACGCCAGAGCUAUCCCCAGUCAUCGAUGUUGAGAAGAACCUUGAUAUUUUGACGAUCGAGUCCACAGGUCUUGAGGAGGCCGUGUGGACUUACGCUCGAGUUCAUAGGUAAGUCUAUUACAUGUAGCUCCCGAUGGUCCCUCUGAUUUAGACUAACCUUUCCCUUGUAGGGUCGCUACUACUGUCCUUGGACUCGUAGACUCUCCAACAGUGAUUGAUGGUGAAAUCUUCAGUAAAGCUCUGAAUUUGCUUGCUUGGAGUGAUGAAGCAAAGUUUGCCUGGGGUGCCGAAGAAUUAAAGGCGGAAGAUGACGAUGCAGCAGAUAUGAUACGUGAAGGGGAACAAAGUAGCUCGACGAAGAGCAAAGAUACAACAAAGGAGAAGCUCAAGCAGAUCAGAAAGAACUGCAAAUCUCACGAAAAGAAGCUUCUCGGAGGCGUCAUCCUACCAUCCGAGCUCCACACUACAUUCAAUGACAUUCGCGCCCCCAAAGAGACUAUCGAGGCUCUUAAGACCUUGACCAGCCUCUCUUUGAUCCGUCCCGAAGCAUUCUCUUAUGGUGUUCUUGCUACUGACAAGAUUCCGGGCCUACUUUUAUACGGUCCUCCAGGUACCGGGAAAACUCUUCUAGCUAAAGCAGUUGCGAAAGAAAGUGGAGCGACCAUGCUGGAGAUUAGCGGAGCUGAAGUCAAUGAUAUGUAUGUUGGCGAGGGAGAAAAAAACGUGAAAGCGGUUUUUACACUGGCGAAAAAGCUUUCUCCUUGUGUUGUGUUUAUUGAUGAGGCAGAUGCCAUCUUCUCUGCUCGUGGUGACGCCAAGCCACGUUCUAGUUCGCAUAGAGAGUUGGUCAACCAAUUUCUCCGCGAGUGGGAUGGCAUGAAUGAUCUUGGUGCUUUAAUUAUGAUCUGUACCAACAGACCGUUCGAUUUAGAUGAAGCUGUUCUUCGACGGGUACCUCGAAGGCUUUUAGUAGAUCUUCCUGUCGAGAAGGAUCGCGAGGCAAUUCUCAAAAUUCACCUCAAAGACGAAGUUUUGGAUGAAUCUGUCUCGCUUUCCGAAUUGGCCAAAGAUACGCCCUUCUACUCCGGUUCAGAUCUCAAGAAUGUUUCUGUUGCGGCUGCUAUGGCUUGUAUUCGGGAGGAGAAUGAAGAGGCAGCCAAACAAACCGGCACGGAACCUUAUGUAUUCCCGCCUGUCCGCACCCUGAAAAAAGCACAUUUCGUCAAGGCCUUGGAGGAAAUCAGCGCUAGUGUCAGUGAAGACAUGUCGACGUUAAGUGCCAUCAGGAAAUUUGACGAGAAGUAUGGUGAUCGCAAGGGCCGGAGGAAGAAGGCUAGUGCGUUGGGCUUUGGGGGAACUACCAUCCCCGAGAAGGAUUCGGAGUCAGCGAGAGUGAGGAAGUUGGUGGUUUAGUUCUGCCGCCUGCGGCGUCUUGAGCAUGACGUCGGUGUCGGCGUUGCUGGCACGGUGUUUUCUGUGUAUAAUAUUAUAUGUAGAAGUAAAUAGACGCUGAUGAUUGAUG
Molecule: messenger RNA, 10770 nt
Organism: Hymenoscyphus albidus
Lineage: Eukaryota; Fungi; Ascomycota; Leotiomycetes; Helotiales; Helotiaceae
Source: the annotation of a GenBank genome assembly